Messenger RNA from Cololabis saira (Pacific saury), 11433 nucleotides. Its product is annotated as teneurin-3-like. Lineage: Eukaryota; Metazoa; Chordata; Actinopteri; Beloniformes; Belonidae. The transcript has 54 exons. The coding region runs from base 80 to 8344 and encodes 2754 amino acids. Gene Ontology annotation, biological process: neuron development; signal transduction; heterophilic cell-cell adhesion. The record is from RefSeq and is a predicted model, not a curated record. Gene Ontology annotation, cellular component: neuron projection; membrane. Gene Ontology annotation, molecular function: protein heterodimerization activity; protein homodimerization activity; cell adhesion molecule binding.
CUGGAACAGACAAAGAGCUGCAGGAUGGACGGACACCUAACUUUGCUGCCAUUGGAUUACUGUACAACAGCAUGCCUGUAUGUUUGCCAGAAGCACUAGCAGAAGCAUUAUGGAAGUGAAAGAGCGCCGUCCAUACUGCUCACUUACCAAGGGCCGGAAGGAUAAAGAUGGACAAAACACUGGGAAGCGUGAGGACUGUGCGAUAGGUUCCCAGGGUCUCCGGGUCCCCACGCAGAAAUCCUACUCCUCCAGUGAAACCCUCCGGGCCUUCGACCAGCACCAGGAGCAGGCCAGGUUACUAUAUGGUACAAUCAAAGGCCACAAGGACAUGGUUCAUUGUGAGCAGGAUGAUUAUAAUAGACAAGGUCAACAUUUCAGCCUCCAUCAGCUGGGGAUUUGUGAGCCGCCACCGCCCCGUCGUGGCCUUGCGUUCUGCUCUGAUAUCGGCCUUCCCCGCCACGGCUUCUCCGUGGGCACGGCCCAGGAAUUAGACGGAGACAGCCAGGCUGUGAUGUCCCCGGACCACGUCAUGCGACUGUGGGGCCACGGAGGUUUGGGUAAACCAUCGGGGAGGACGUCCUGCCUGUCCAGCCGGUCCAACUCUGUGCUGACUCUCACGGACACGGAGCACGAGAACAAGUCAGACAGCGACAAUGAGCAACCGUUGAACCACCAUGGGUCAGCUCUGCCCCCGGUGCCCCCCCCUCACCGCCAGCAGCCCCUGGUAACGGCUCUGAACCAGGCCCUGGGCUCCACGCAUCAUCGCUCCGCCCAGUCGUCACGGCAACUGACCCCGCCCACCGGCAGCCCGGCCCCCGCGGCCGGCCAAUCACCAGCCGAGCUGCAGACCACGCCCCCGGAGAGCGUCCCGCUGCAGGACAGCUGGGUGCUGGGCAGCAAUGUGCCACUGGAAACCAGGCACUUCCUGUUUAAGACCGGUACCGGCACCACCCCCCUGUUCUCCACGGCCACGCCGGGCUACACCAUGGCCACGGGCUCCGUGUACUCCCCCCCCCACCCGGCCUCUGCCAGGAACACCCUGGCCCGCUCCGCCUUCAAGUUCAAGAAGUCCUCCAAGUACUGUUCAUGGAGAUGUACAGCCCUCAGUGCAGUCGGCCUCUCUGUGCUGCUCUCCGUCCUGCUCUGUUACUGCAUCGCGAUGCACCUGUUUGGUCUGAACUGGCAGCUUCAGGAGAACGAGGGUUAUGGAGCAUUUGCCAACGGAGGAGGUGAAAGAGAUGCAACUCCAAACACUUUUGUUGUGUCUGCAGACAGUGGUAAGAUGUUUCUUCUGGAGAAUAACACUAUAGACACUGGAGAGGUGGACGUGGGGAGGAGAGCCGUACAGGAAGUUCCACCAGGUGUGUUUUGGAGGUCCCAGCUCUAUAUCGACCAACCACAGUUCUUGAAAUUCAACAUCUCCGUCCAGAAAGAUGCACUGGUCGGCGUGUACGGGAGGAAAGGCUUACCGGCCUCACACACACAGUAUGACUUCGUAGAGCUGCUAGACGGCAGUCGGCUCAUUUCCAAAGACAAACGCGCCCUGAGUGAUUCAGACUCGGUCUACACUCACGUAGCGGGUUUUCACGACGACGAGUCUGGGGGAGGAGGCCGAUACAGACGCUCCGUAAACUCGGUGGAGGCCGGAUUCAUCCAGUAUCUGGACACGGGAAUCUGGCAUUUGGCCUUUUACAACGACGGACAUAACACAGAGCAAGUGUCUUACAAUACCAUCAUCAUAGAAUCAAUUAUGGAGUGCCCUCAGAACUGUCACGGAAAUGGCGACUGCCUCUCAGGAAUAUGCCACUGCUUCCCUGGAUUCCUGGGACCCGACUGCUCUCGAGCAGCCUGCCCGGUCCUGUGCAGCGGGAACGGCCAGUACUCCCGCGGACGCUGCCAGUGCUACAGCGGCUGGAAAGGCACGGAGUGCGACGUUCCGUCCAACCAGUGCAUCGACAUCCACUGUGGAGGACACGGAAUCUGCAUCAUCGGAGCCUGCAUCUGCAAUACUGGUUACAAGGGGGACAACUGUGAGGAAGUGGACUGCAUGGACCCCAGCUGCUCCGCCCACGGGGUGUGUGUUCACGGGGAGUGUCGCUGCCAGCCGGGCUGGGGCGGGGCCGCCUGUGAAAUCCCCAAGGCCAUGUGUCCGGACCAGUGCUCGGGCCACGGCACCCACAACGCCCAGACCGGCACCUGCUCCUGCGACCAGAACUGGACCGGGGAGGACUGCUCUCUCGAGGUGUGUGAGAUCGACUGCGGCAGCCGCGGCAUCUGCUACGCCGGCGUGUGCCGGUGCGAGGAGGGCUGGACGGGCAGCGUGUGCGACCAGAAGGCCUGCCACCCGCUCUGCAGCAAGAACGGCCUGUGCAAAGACGGGAAGUGUGAGUGUGACCAGGGAUGGACAGGGGAGCACUGCAACAUCGAGGGCUGUCCCGGGCUCUGCAACAACAACGGCCGCUGCACCCUGGAGUCCAGCGGGUGGCACUGCAUCUGCCAGCCGGGCUGGAGGGGGGCCGGCUGUCACGUCGCCAUGGAAACACUCUGCACCGAUGGCAAGGACAAUGAAGGAGACGGCCUGGCUGACUGCAUGGACCCGGACUGCUGCCUGCAGCCGUCCUGUGGGAGCCAGCUGUCCUGCAGGGGCGCCCCCGACCCCGGGGAGGUGCUCAGCCAGUCCCCGUCCUCCCUGGCCCCCCAGCAGGCUGCCAGAUCCUUCUAUCAGCGUUUUCACUUCCUGGUUGGCCCUGAAUCUACUCAUGUAAUUACGGGAGACGGGCCGUUCAAUAAAAGCUUGGUGUCAAUAAUCCGAGGGCAGGUCCUGACCUCUGAUGGAACCCCUCUGAUCGGAGUCAACGUGACGUUUGUCCACUACCCCGACCACGGAUACACAAUAACACGCAAAGAUGGCAUGUUUGACCUCCUGGCCAACGGCGGGGCGUCGUUGACGCUGAGUUUUGAGCGCGCUCCGUUCCUCACACAGUACAGAACCGUGUGGGUGCCAUGGAACGUCUUCUACGUGAUGGACACCCUGGUGAUGAAGAAGGAGGAGAACGACAUUCCCAGCUGUGACCUGAGCGGCUUCAUCAGACCCAGUCCCGUCAUCGUGGCCUCCCCUCUGUCUACGUUCUACAGAGCUUCCUCUGAAGACGGCCCCAUCAUACCGGAAACUCAGGUUUUACAAGAAGAAACGUCAAUACCAGGCAGUGAAAUAAAGCUCAUCUACCUGAGCUCCAGAGCGUCGGGGUAUAAACCCGUCCUCAAAGUCUCCAUGACACAGUCUUCCAUACCUUUCAAUCUGAUGAAGGUUCAUCUGAUGGUGGCAGUCGUGGGUCGGCUCUUCCAGAAAUGGUUUCCUGCUCAACCAAAUUUAUCCUACACCUUCAUCUGGGACAAGACGGACGCCUAUGGCCAACGUGUUUACGGACUAUCAGAAGCAGUUGUGUCGGUAGGGUUUGAGUACGAGUCCUGCCUGGACCUGAUCCUGUGGGAGAAGAGAACAGCCGUCCUGCAGGGAUAUGAGAUGGAUGCUUCCAACAUGGGAGGCUGGACGCUGGAUAAACAUCAUAUUCUGGAUGUUCAAAAUGGUAUACUGUAUAAGGGCAGCGGGGAGAACGUUUUCAUUUCUCUGCAACCUCCUGUCAUCAGCAGCAUCAUGGGAAACGGCCGUCGCCGCAGCAUCUCGUGCCCCAGCUGUAACGGGCAGGCGGAGGGCAACAAGCUGCUGGCUCCGCUGGCUCUGGCCUGCGGGGUGGACGGCAGCGUCUUCGUCGGAGACUUCAACUACAUCCGGAGGAUCUUCCCCUCCGGCAACGUGACCAGCGUCAUGGAGCUGAGAAACAAAGAUUUCAGGCAUAGCAACAACCCUGCUCACCGCUACUACCUGGCCACCGACCCGGUGACGGGCCAGCUCUACGUGUCCGAUACCAAUUCCAGAAGAAUCUACAGACCUAAAAUGCUCAGUGGAGCCCGGGACCUCAGCAGCAAUGGAGAAGUGGUGGCUGGAACUGGAGAACAGUGUCCUCCGUUUGACGAAGCGCGAUGUGGAGAUGGGAGGAAAGCUACGGAGGCCCAGCUGCUGGGACCCAAAGGCAUUGCCGUUGAUAAGAAUGGGCUGAUCUACUUUGUUGACGGGACGAUGAUCAGGAAGGUGGACGGUAACGGGAUCAUCUCCACGGUGCUGGGCAGCAACGACCUGACCUCUGCACGACCUUUGACCUGUGACACCAGCAUGCACAUCAGACAGGUUCGUUUGGAGUGGCCCACAGAUUUAGCCAUCAACCCGAUGGAUAACUCCAUAUACGUCCUGGACAACAACGUGGUGCUGCAGAUCACUGAAAACAGACAGGUCCGGAUCGUGGCGGGCCGGCCCAUGCACUGCCAGGUUCCAGGGAUAGAGUACACCCUGGGGAAGAGGGCGGUGCAGACCAUGCUGGAGGGAGCCGCCGCCAUCGCCCUGUCCUACAGCGGAAUCCUCUACAUCGCUGAGACGGACGAGAAGAAGAUCCACCGCAUCCGCCAGGUGUCAACAGACGGAGAAAUCACUCAUCUAGCCGGAGCCCCGUCUGACUGCGACUGCAAGAAUGAUGCAAAUUGUGACUGCUAUCAGACAGGAGAUGGCUACGCUAAAGAUGCCAGACUUAAUUGUCCUUCCUCUCUGGUGGUGUCUCCAGAUGGCACACUGUACCUGGCCGAUCUGGGAAAUAUUCGAAUUCGAGCCAUACAGCACAACCAAGCACCGACCGGCUUCCUGGCGUCGGGUCCCAGCUCCUACGAAGUGGCUUCUCCGGCCUCACAAGAACUCUAUGUGUUUGACACAAACGGGACCCAUCAGUUCACCAUGUCUCUGGUGACUGGAGAUUAUAAGUAUAACUUCAGCUACAGCAACGAGGAGGACGUUACCGCGGUGACGGACAGCAGUGGCAACACACUCCGUAUCCGCAGAGACACUAACAGGAUGCCUGUGCGUGUGGUCGCCCCCGACAACCAGGUUAUAUGGCUGACCAUCGGGACUAACGGAGGUCUGAAGACGCUCACUGCUCAGGGUCAGGAGCUGGUGCUGUUCAGUUACCACGGCAACAGUGGCCUGCUGGCAACCAAGAGCAUCCAAAUAGGAUGGACUACAUUCUAUGACUACGACAGCGAGGGUCGUCUCACCAACGUGACCUUCCCCACCGGGGUGGUCACUAAUCUCCAUGGAGACAUGUCGUCAGGAGCGGUUGCCGUGGACAUUGAGACAUCAGGGCGGGACGAGGACGUUUCCAUAACAACCAACCUGUCGUCGGCUGACUCUUUCUACACUCUAGUGCAGGACCAGCUCAGGAACAGCUACCAGGUCGGGAACGACCGCUCACUCAGGGUCAUCUACGCCAACGGGAUGGACACGCACUACCAGACGGAGCCGCACAUCCUGGCAGGUGCUGCUAACCCCACGGUCGCCCGUCGCAACAUGACUCUCCCGGGAGAGAACGGGCAGAACCUGGUGGAGUGGAGGUUCAGGAAGGAACAGACGCGAGGGAAAGUCAUCGUCUUUGGGAGGAAGCUGAGGGUGAACGGGAGGAACUUACUGUCCGUGGAUUAUGAUCGUUCGCUGAGAACAGAGAAGAUCUACGACGACCACAGGAAGUUCCUGCUGAAGAUCAUCUACGACACCCAGGGCCACCCCACGCUCUGGGUUCCCAGCAGCAAGUUACUGUCCGUCAACCUCACCUACUCCAGUUCGGGGCAGGUGACCGGCCUGCAGAGGGGUCCCACCACGGAGAGGUGGGAGUACGACACCCAGGGAAGAAUUACCACCAGAGUCUUUGCUGACGGAAAGAUCUGGAGCUACACUUAUCUAGAUAAGUCGAUGGUCAUGCUGCUGCACAGCCAGCACCAGUACAUCUUCGACUAUGACGCGGGGGAGCGUUUGUCAGCGGUGACGAUGCCCAGCGUGGCCCGACACACCAUGCAGACCAUCCGCUCCAUCGGCUACUACAGGAACAUGUACACCCCCCCGGAGAGCAACGCCUCCGUCACCGUGGACUACUCUGAAGACGGACAGCUCCUCAGGAUUGCCCAUCUUGGCACCGGCCGACGGAUACUCUACAAAUAUCGCAGACAGAACAAACUAUCGGAGAUUCUCUACGACUCCACACGAGUGAGUUUCACCUACGACGAGACGUCAGCCGUGCUGAAGACGGUGAACCUGCAGAGCGAAGGUUUCAUCUGCUCCAUCCGGAACCGGCAGAUCGGCCCGCUGGUGGACCGGCAGAUCUUCCGCUUCAGCGAGGACGGGAUGGUGAACGCUCGCUUCGACUACACGUACGACAACAGCUUCAGAGUCACCAGCAUGCAGGCCGUGAUCAACGAGACGCCGCUGCCCAUCGACCUCUACCAGUUCGAUGACAUUUCUGGGAAAGUGGAGCAGUUUGGAAAGUUUGGAGUCAUCUAUUACGACAUAAAUCAGAUCAUUUCCACGGCAGUGAUGACCUACACUAAACACUUCGAUCAACACGGCCGCAUCAAGGAGAUCCAGUAUGAGAUCUUCCGGUCCCUCAUGUACUGGAUCACCAUCCAGUACGACAACAUGGGCCGGGUCACCAAGCGGGAGAUCAAGAUCGGACCGUUUGCCAACACGACUAAAUAUGGAUAUGAGUACGACGUGGACGGGCAGCUGCAGACGGUCUACCUGAAUGAGAAGUUGAUGUGGAGAUAUAAUUAUGAUCUGAAUGGAAAUCUGCACUUGCUCAACCCGGGAAACAGCGGUCGGCUCACCCCUCUGCGCUACGACCUGAGGGACAGAAUCACUCGUCUGGGAGACGUCCAGUACCGGAUGGAUGAAGACGGAUUCCUGAGACAGCGAGGGGCAGAGAUAUUUGAAUACAACUCCAAAGGUCUGUUAACUCGUGUGUACAGUAAAGCAGCCAGUUGGACUAUCCAGUACCGCUAUGACGGUCUGGGUCGGCGCGUGGCGUCAAAAGUCAGUCUUGGCCAACACCUGCAGUUCUUCUACGCUGACCUGAACUAUCCAACAAGGAUCACUCACGUCUACAACCACUCCAGCUCCGAGAUCACGUCUUUUUACUACGAUCUGCAGGGCCAUGUGUUUGCCAUGGAGAUCAGCAGUGGAGAAGAGUUUUAUAUCGCCUGUGACAACACUGGGACGCCACUGGCUGUUUUUAGCAACAAUGGACUACUGCUAAAACAGGUGCAGUACACGGCGUAUGGCGAGGUUUACUUUGACUCCAACCCGGACUUUGUGCUUGUGAUUGGUUUCCACGGAGGCUUGUACGAUCCUCUGACACGACUGCUGCACUUUGGAGAACGGGACUACGACAUCCCUGCAGGGAGAUGGACGACUCCUGACAUCACCACCUGGAAACGUGUGGGGAGAGACCCCAAGCCCUUCAACCUGUACAUGUUCAGAGGAAACAACCCCGUCAGCAAGAUCCACCAGGUCAAGGAGUAUGUGACAGAUGUAAACAUCUGGCUGGUCACGUUUGGUUUCCACCUCCACAACGCCAUCCCAGGAUUCCCCAUCCCCAAGUUUGACCUGACUCAGCCGUCGCUGGAGAUGCAGAAGAGCCAGAUCUGGGACGACCUGCCGAGCAUCUCCGGCGUGCAGCAGGCCGUCACCUGUCAGUCCAACGCCUUCCUGUCCUUCGAGCGGAUGCCAGAGUUCCAGCUGAACCGCCGGCACUCGUACCAGGCCAAGCCCUGGCUGUGGUUCGCCACCGUCAAGUCUCUGAUCGGGAAGGGAGUGAUGUUCGCCGUGAUCCAGGGCCGCGUCGUGACCAACGCGCUGAACAUCGCCAACGAGGAUUGCAUCAAAGUGGCCGGCGUCCUCAACAACGCCUUCUACCUGGAGGAUCUGCACUUCACGGUGGAGGGCCGGGACACGCACUACUUCAUCAAGACCAGCCUGCCGGAGAACGACCUGAGCGCGCUGCGGCUCACCUCCGGCAGGAAGUCCCUGGAGAACGGCGUCAACGUCACCGUGUCCCAGUCCACCACCGUGAUGAACGGGAGGACGCGCCGCUUCGCCGAUGUGGAGCUGCAGCACGGAGCCCUGGCCGUGCACGUGCGAUACGGGACCACGCUGGACGAGGAGAAGGCCCGGAUCCUGGAGCACGCCCGGCAGAGAGCCCUGCUGAGCGCCUGGGCGCGCGAGCAGCAGCGCGUCCGGGACGGGGAGGAGGGAGUCCGGCUGUGGACGGAGGGAGAGAAGAGACAGUUGCUGAGCAGCGGCAAGGUCCUGGGCUACGACGGCUACUACGUGCUGUCCAUAGAGCAGUACCCGGAGCUGGCCGACAGCGCCAACAACAUCCAGUUCCUGCGCCAGAGCGAGAUCGGGAGAAGGUAACACGGCCCUGGACGUACGGUGGCCGAGACCCGCCGUCGCUGGAAAUAAAAGUUAACGCUGCAAGACAGAAACAAACGCAGCUGCAAAUAAAAUAAGCACUUAGCAAAUAAAAGAAACGCUGCAAAUAUAAAGAAACCCCGCUGCAAAUAAAAUAAACCCCGCUGCAAAUAAAAUUUAAAAAAUGACGCAAAUAAAAAUAAAAAAGCUACAACGGAAGUGAAUUACCGAAUUGCCGGGGGACUAUUUUUGCCGAUGCACCGGCGUUUUUGGCCUAACACAUUAAAAAUUACAUGUAGCGACGUUGAACACUAACCUUUUCACUUAUUUUCUCCUUCGUUGUUCUUCUUAUUCCUUGCUCUUCUUAUUUCUUCCUUUUCACUUACGUCCUCUUCGUCUUCUUCUUCUCCUCUCACGUAAAAACACUGGUGCAUCAGCAAAAAUAGUCCCCGGUAAUUCACUUCCGUUGUGGCUUUUUUAUUUGCGUUGUUUUUUUUUUAUUUGCAGCGGCGUUUCUUUAUAUUUGCAGCAUUUCUUUUAUUUGCAGCGGCGUUUGUUUUUAUUUGCAAAGCGUUUGUUUUUAUUUGCUGCGUUUAUUUUAUUUGCAGCGGCGUUUGUUUUUAUUUGCAAAGCGUUUCUUUUAUUAGCAGCGGCGUUUCUUUAUAUUUGCAGCAUUUCUUUUAUUUGCAGCGGCGUUUGUUUUUAUUUGCAGCGGCGUUUGUUUUUAUUUGCUGCGUUUAUUUUAUUUGCAGCGGCGUUUGUUUUUAUUUGCAAAGCGUUUCUUUUAUUAGCAGCGGCGUUUCUUUUUAUUUGCUAGUUUCUUUAAUUUUCAGCAAUGGCGGGUCUCGGCCACCGUAUGAACAAGGUCCAAUCAUUCCACUCCCUGAUUGUCAAAAGACUUAUUUACACAAAAUCGAUGUCACAAACGAACCUGUUGGACUGAAGGAGGCUCCGCUGGCUCGCCAAUUAUUUGCAUUUUUUGUUUUGCAAAGUUGCUAAAGUUGGAUUGGAAUGGUGAUAACUGUCACUUUACCCCAACUGACCUGAAACAUGACGAAACAACAGUUGUGAGCGUUUUUACGAGCCUGUAAAGAGGGUAUUUUUAAAUACCCUCCUGACCCAUGCCUUUUCUUUCGUUCCCUCUUUUGUUUCUGGCUCUCCGGCGGGCGGGUGGACCUGACUGCCAUGUUUGUUUGCUAUCAAGCUGUGGAACAGUGAGACAUAGUGGCCAGUUCAAACAGCACCUUUAGAGUUUCUUUAGACGGCCUGCAAGCUUUUAAACAACAAUAAACUGUGGCCAACGUGACAGAUGCCCCUGCUCCCCUGCCGGAUGUUGCAGGUAACGUCUCUGGGAGCAGGAGUCGACGCGUCGCUCUGGACUGGACGUCUCUGCAAAAACCCUGUCCCGGGAUUUAUUACUCCACGGCUGCUGCCAUGGAACUGUUGUGGACUCUCUCUAAGAGAGACGGGCACAAAAAGGACUUCAAUUUGUACAAGGGAAUUAAAAAGAAAAUAAAAAUUAUUGUUUUUAUAUAUACUUGCAUUUGCUUCAAACUAAACGGGGAUGUAAAAAUAAACAAGUGUUUAUUACUAUUACCAACAUGUAUGCCACUAUUAAUGCUAUAAUUACACUUCCACCACCACCACCAGAACGGAUCAUGAUAUGAACUAAACGAAGCAAAUUUUGUGUUUUUAUUUACUUUCUUACUGAUGCUGGUUCGUUCCGGAGCCUUUUCAUCAUCUCUGCUGAUGCAGGUCCAGCUAGAGUCGUGGAGACGAUGGAGCAGGAGCUGAGCCGUCACACCGGCCACGCUCACGGGAUGCUUUUAAUUCAGAAUUAAUUAUUCCCAAUUAUAUAAUUCAGAAUUAAACUAUUUUCCUUCAAGUUUACAUGGAAAUAGUAAUUCUGAAUUGAGGUUUACAUGGAAAACACGUUUGAUGGUCUUUCUCCAAUUCCUCUACAGGUCUGGGGGUUGGGAAGGUUCUGAUUGGAUAGGGGGGGGACCGGAAGUUAAACUACCGGAAGAAAAACUAACUUAGCCGCUACAACUUUGAAAAGCUCACAAUUUUGAUGUUUCCUGUUUCCAUCUGUUCUUUUAAUUGUUUCCAGGUCCUCCAAGCUAUUUAUUAAAUAAAUGGUCUCUGCUCUUGAAACUUUGUUUGGAAAACCAGCCCAGCGCGGAAUAUAAGCGUCAUGGAGACAGACGGGCGAGGGAACGAGCAGAAAGAAAGACCGGAAUUAAUUUAAAGAGGAAUGAGUUUAUACAUGAUCACGGAAAUAUUCUAUUCGGAUUUAAAAUCGGAAUAAACCAGCCACUUACUUCGGAAUUAAGUUUAAUUCGGAAUGGCCAUUUUCAUUCGGAAUUAGGUGUUUACAUGAUCAUUUUUACUCAUUUUAAAUCAGAUUUAAUUUUAAUUCUGAAUUAAAGAGUAAUUUAACUUCCCACAUAAACAGUCAGAGCGGGCUCCCUGGUCUGGGAGGUGCCCGUUCCCCGCUGGGCCCCGGGCAGCCCGACGCUGCUUCGCCUGCUGCAAAAUCACGACGACUUCAAUCAUUCAUUUCCCUUCGGGGUAUUUUUAAAAACAUUUUUUUUGAAAUUGUGACUCAGCUUUAUAUUGCAUUGACCUUGUGCUUUUGUCAGUCAAAGGUAGUAGUACUGCUUGCACUAGAGACAUGUUGCCAUGGCGAUGGGGGAGGAAGGGCUGCUCCUUCCUCCUUAAAGGACAAUGCAUCACCACUAGUGUCAUAAGCAACAGUAACAGAUCAAAACUUGAUGUGGAUGUUUUCUCAUUGGUUGUGAGUUUUAGUACUCUUUUAGAGGACUUUUCUGUGUAUGUGUGUUAACAAAGGUUGGAAGGUACCUUUUAAUCAUUUUACAGGAAAAACAAACUGCAGAAACUUUACACAAAGUUAAUAUCAUGUGCUACCAUUCUUUUCUUUCCCCAGAAACACUUCAGAUGUCAGUGUUUGACUGGUUUAACUUUGUUUUGAAGACUGAGGAGUUCCACUUAUCCAUACAUCAAUAUUAGUCUCAGAGAAAGUAAUUUAUGUACAGUGUUUCUACAGUAAAGAAUAAAAAUUCUUGAAACAA